GAUUUCCUGCACUUGUUAAGCUUUUUCCCUUGCUCCUUUUACGAUAUCGAAAGUGAACCGUUUUACUCACAGGCUGCGAACCAUGGCAUUGCAUGAUUCAACCGUUGGAUACGUAAAUUGAAACUCCCAGAAGACAAUAUGUUCGGAGGGUGUUCUGGGUAUAUUAACCCUUUCUCUCUCUGUGCCCCCCGUUUCAUUUUCCUAUCUACGCUUGAUACAUCAAUUUCGUCGACCACCAGCAACACACAGCAACAGCAACACUCUUGACAUCGACCUCACAAGCGUAGACACACUCCCUCUUCAACACCAGCACUCUUCAUCAGGAGCUUGUCACCCACAAGCUUCUCGUUGACAACAGCAUCCUCCCAUCACUUGAUCACCUUGUCACCCUCCCCACAUAUCUCUCCGACACCCAGAGAUACAGUCAGAAUGGCCGACACUGUUAAACAGUGCCCAAUGUGCCAAAAGCGUCUGGGAGCCGACCCUUCAAACUUCCGCAGGCACCAGAGAAGAUGCCAGGGCGUGAGGUACCCUUGCGGGAUCUGCCAUCGACAAUUCAGCCGCCGUGACAACCUCAAACGGCAUAUAGAGGCUCACAAGGAGCAAGCCAAUCCUGGUGCGGGCGGCGCCAUCCCUCCCGCCAAUGCUAACGGCAAUGGCCAGGCCUUGCCGGUCGCUGAUGUGGUCGGUGCCAGCCAACAGCCUCAGUUGGCAGCGGCACAGACGCCCACCCAGCGGCCGGCCCAAGAGCCACCCGUCCUCGAGUGGGCGCAAGUAGAGCCCGUCCUCCGGUUGGCGCAAGUACAGCCCGAGGCCCAACAGCACGCGGUCCUUUACUGGCCGCAAGUACAGCACCCGGUCCAAAGGCGGCCGGUCCCUGAGAUGUCGGUGCCAGCCCAGGCCCCACUGGGUGUACAAGACUUCGACCUCAACGACGUCGACCUCAACAACGUCGACUUCACCGCGAUGCUGGACCAGAGUUGGGAGCCUCCGUCCUCAUUGUCAUCGAUGGUACCUAUGGCAAUACCAUCAACGGACUCUGGGUACGCAACGUACUCGGAUCCGUCCAAUGGGGCCGUCGUUGACGAGGCCCUCCCCCCUCUGCGCGACGUGGCAUGGAAUGAAUUCCUGCACUCCGAUUGAGAGUCGGCGCUUGCGCAAGCAGGGCUAUGAAGGAGUGGCAUGACUGGUGUCCCCUCGAAUCCGGGUUGAAAUCCUGGUGAAGGCACCGUCGUCAAAUGCUAAGCUGACCCCAUUGUUGCAACCUCGAAUCCGGGUUCAAAUCCUGGUGAGGGCAUCGGCAACAACAAUCAUCAACAUCAAGCCACUA
Messenger RNA from Exophiala viscosa, 1330 nucleotides. RefSeq lists its product as uncharacterized. Lineage: Eukaryota; Fungi; Ascomycota; Eurotiomycetes; Chaetothyriales; Herpotrichiellaceae. Bases 430 to 1143 code for a protein of 237 amino acids. Gene Ontology annotation, molecular function: RNA polymerase II cis-regulatory region sequence-specific DNA binding; DNA-binding transcription factor activity, RNA polymerase II-specific. Gene Ontology annotation, cellular component: chromatin. The transcript has 2 exons. Gene Ontology annotation, biological process: regulation of transcription by RNA polymerase II. The record is from RefSeq and is a predicted model, not a curated record.